GGGUAGAUCUGCCCCAUAUGACUUCCAAGGAGCAGCUGGUGGAUUUGAAUUGCUGGCCUUUUUGUUAACAGCCAAGCUCUUAAGCACUGUGCUGCUAUAUAUUUGCUUUGUUUCAUGACAUUUUUUUUCCACCAGGUUUUGUGAUGCGAAGGGAAUUUUUGAAGGGAGAAAGAAAGUAGCUAAGGACAGACUCUGACUUUGGAGGAUGAAGACCUACUAAUUUUGAAUUUUGUUUUAAUUGGAUUGUGGACAGUUAAAAUUUCAGCAUAUUAAUUUAGUUCUAAAUAUAAUCUUGAAAUACACGAUUGUUUCAUAAAUUGAUAAAUUCCAUCAGACAAAUCCUCUUUUUCUAUUUCAGGGACCGCUUACAUCUUAGACGAACUACAGAACAGCACGUUCCAGAGGUGGAAGUCCAAGUCAAACGCAGAAGGACAGCCUCACUGAACAACCAAGAGUGUCAGUUGUACCCAAGGCGUUCCCAGCAGCAGCAAGUACCUGUGGUGGAUUUCCAGGCAGAACUGAGACAGGCAUUCUUGGCUGAGACCCCAAGAGGUGGUUAAAGUGGUAUUGGAAGCCGAUUGCAACAGAAAACCAGGCUCCAUCUACUGUUUGAAGCUUCUGCCCAGCUUGCAUUGUUUAUAGGAGAAUCUACAUCAUACCUUUAUCUGUAGCCUUCCCCUAGGUCUUAAGGAUCCAGAAACACUGAGGACGUUGGAUUUGGCAGAACAGCAAUCAUGACCGUGGGCAAGAGCAGCAAGAUGCUGCAGCACAUUGACUAUAGGAUGAGAUGUAUCCUGCAAGAUGGCCGAAUCUUCAUUGGCACCUUUAAGGCUUUUGACAAGCAUAUGAACUUAAUCCUCUGUGAUUGUGAUGAGUUCAGGAAGAUCAAGCCAAAGAAUGCGAAGCAGCCAGAGCGUGAAGAAAAACGGGUUUUGGGUCUGGUGUUGCUGCGUGGGGAGAACUUGGUUUCCAUGACUGUGGAGGGGCCACCCCCCAAAGAUACUGGCAUUGCUCGGGUUCCACUAGCUGGAGCUGCAGGAGGCCCUGGAGUUGGCAGGGCAGCUGGCAGAGGGGUACCAGCUGGGGUCCCAAUUCCCCAGGCUCCUGCUGGAUUAGCAGGACCUGUCCGAGGGGUUGGAGGCCCAUCCCAACAGGUAAUGACGCCCCAGGGAAGAGGCACUGUAGCAGCUGCUGCAGUUGCUGCCACUGCUAGCAUUGCUGGAGCCCCGACACAGUACCCACCAGGUCGGGGAACCCCACCUCCACCUGUGGGCAGAGCAACCCCACCUCCAGGCAUUAUGGCUCCUCCACCUGGUAUGAGACCACCCAUGGGCCCACCGAUUGGGCUUCCUCCGGCUCGAGGGACCCCAAUAGGCAUGCCCCCUCCAGGAAUGAGACCCCCUCCACCAGGAAUUAGAGGUCCACCUCCCCCAGGAAUGCGUCCACCAAGACCCUAGGAUACUGUUGAUCCUUCUUAGUCACUUUUUCCCUGCAAUGCGUCGUGUAAAACCGUGUAGAGUGUUCGUGAGCUUUUUGUCUCCUCUUUGCUGCAUUAAUAUUAGCUAAUAAUAAAUACAUAGAGCAAUUAAA
Molecule: messenger RNA, 1590 nt
Organism: Trichechus manatus latirostris (Florida manatee)
Lineage: Eukaryota; Metazoa; Chordata; Mammalia; Sirenia; Trichechidae
Gene: SNRPN
Product: small nuclear ribonucleoprotein polypeptide N
Exons: 9
Coding region: 735-1457 (240 amino acids)
Biological process (GO): mRNA splicing, via spliceosome
Cellular component (GO): U4/U6 x U5 tri-snRNP complex; cytoplasm; U2 snRNP
Molecular function (GO): RNA binding
Source: RefSeq, a predicted model, not a curated record